CUCGAAGUCAUGGGUUGCUGUCACGUGAGUAAACACGGAAGUGUCUACCAGUCCAUAAGAAAGGGGAACCAAAUGACACCAUGGUAUGCUGUUUUCUCAUCCACACCGUGUGUUCGGUGAACGCCCUAUCUGCCGGUAGCUCCCGCGUGCUCUACUCCCGCGUGUUUGGGCCAGAGGACAACCCAGAGACCGACCCGGAGAGGAGACGCCUCCUUCAGAAGGAGAGACUCCUCCACUUGGCCCGACGCGUGCGGACUGCGGUGGGUUUGUGCCGUGACGCGGCAGGCAGUGCGUGUGUGGAGUGUGUGUUGGGCGAGGAGGCGGUGGCGUUGGGCGAGGCCGAGUUUGGCGUCCUGCGUCUCAGCGCCGGAGAACCGUUCCCUGUGGAACGGACUGUUCUGUGGCUGGGGGUGCAGAACCUGGCCUUCAGUCUGGUCUGUGACGUGCACGAGAACCUGCUGCUAGCUGAGGGAACCUUGCGGAACCUCGCUCGGCACUGCAUGGAGGAGUUACGGCUUCUGGGACCGGGCAGUGAGAUCCUGCUGAAAAGUGACCGCAUCGACGCCCUGCUCCACCGCUACCUUCCUCAUGGGCAGCUCCUCUUCCUCAACCACCGGUUCACUCACCUUCUGGACAAAGAGCUGAGCGCCUACGGCAGCAAAUGAGCCCAGUGGUCAUCUCCACCCGACUGCUCCAUGUCCAUGACACUGAACUCCAGGGCCCACUCUGACCCGAGCAGUGCCGACAGCGACAGAGGCAGGCUGAAUCUCGCUGGUGGUUUCUUGGUGUUUUAUGUCCCCAACGUUGUCUGCAAGGCAGCGCUGCCUGGAAGGCACUAGGGUUAGGCAUGGGUUAGGGUUGGGGUUAGGGUUGGGGUUAGGUUUAGGAUUAGGUGCCUUUAAGUCAGCGAUGGCAGCGCUGCCUGGAAGACGACGUUGGGGGCAUAAAACACCAUCGAGCCUCAGUGGUGGUCUUCAUGGUGAUUGUGAAGUUAAUGUCAGAAUGGGUGGGUCAGGGAGGGGGGGGGGGGGAGGGGGCUGAGGACUAUACAGGAUCCCUCCUCUGCCACUAUGUUGGGCAGUAACUCUGGCAAAGCCUUGGACAGUGGGAUGCUGAGGACAGACACGUAAUGUACAUCCUGAGUUGUCCACAAGGGGGUGCUAGUUUCACAAUUUUGUUAACUUCAAAUUUAGAAAUAGGAGAGGUGUUCAUGUGUGUUUGACUCCAUGUGUGUGUGUGUAGGCUGACCAUUUUGUUAUACUUAGGGUGCAGUGGGAUGCAUCAUCUGCUGUUUAGGUAUGGAUUGCUGAAUGAGUGUUUGGUAAUACAAUGGUGAACAGUAGAAGGUGUCUGGUGCAGGCUUUAUUGAGCUCUGGUCAAUCAGUCUUUCUAAGCACAUUUGUGUGUGUGUGUACGCAGGUGCGCGCGUGUGCAUACGUGUGUCUGUAUGCAUAUGUUUGCGUGUUUGUAAUACAUGGAUACAUCCG
Molecule: messenger RNA, 1487 nt
Organism: Alosa sapidissima (American shad)
Lineage: Eukaryota; Metazoa; Chordata; Actinopteri; Clupeiformes; Clupeidae
Gene: ap5s1
Product: adaptor related protein complex 5 subunit sigma 1
Exons: 4
Coding region: 81-665 (194 amino acids)
Biological process (GO): double-strand break repair via homologous recombination; endosomal transport
Cellular component (GO): AP-type membrane coat adaptor complex; late endosome; lysosome
Source: RefSeq, a predicted model, not a curated record